This is a messenger RNA of Pogona vitticeps (central bearded dragon), 4720 nucleotides long. RefSeq names its product calcium voltage-gated channel auxiliary subunit gamma 7 (gene CACNG7). Gene Ontology annotation, biological process: calcium ion transport; neurotransmitter receptor internalization; neurotransmitter receptor transport, postsynaptic endosome to lysosome. Gene Ontology annotation, molecular function: channel regulator activity; voltage-gated calcium channel activity. The record is from RefSeq and is a predicted model, not a curated record. Gene Ontology annotation, cellular component: AMPA glutamate receptor complex; postsynaptic density membrane. Lineage: Eukaryota; Metazoa; Chordata; Lepidosauria; Squamata; Agamidae.
UUCUCCUUCUUCUUCGUCUUUCUUCCUCUCCUCCUCCUCCUCCUCCUUUCACUUUUGGAUGAAGCAAACUUCUGGAUGGGGCCUUCAGCCAUAGAAACCUUUGGGGUCGGGGUCGUGUAGGAGCGCCUUCUGAAAACAGAGCUGGCCAGGAAUUCCCCCUUCCCCACCAAAGACGAGAGCGAGGGACGGGAAGCAUCGCCCGCCCGCCCGCUCGCCCGCCCCAAAGGUUUGGAGCUGCUGGAUAGCCAAGAAGGAGAAACUCGAGGCACGGAAAGCGAUGCAGGUGCGGUGGAAGAGCGAGGAAUUCGACGCCCCAGUGGGAUUCUAACAGCAAGGUCCUUGCGCUGAAUUUGGCCAGUGGCUCCCCCUGUUGCCUAGGAUGAGUAACUGCAGCAGUCGCGCCCUGACCCUGCUGUCUAGUGUUUUCGGAGCGUGUGGAUUGCUCCUAGUGGGCAUAGCUGUCAGUACUGACUACUGGCUAUUCAUGGAAGAAGGGAUUGUGUUUCCACAAAACCAGACCACCGAAAUAGUCAUGGCGCUCCAUGCUGGCCUUUGGAGGGUCUGCUUCUUUGCAGGUCAGAAAAAAGGCAGCUGCGUGGCUUCUGAAUACUUCUUAGAGCCAAGGCCUGACCCUGACCCGGAAGGCCCCCUCGUUACAGAGAACACGGAAAACAUUCUCAAGACCAUCCGCACAGCCACCCCUUUUCCGAUGGUCAGCCUGUUCCUCGUCUUCACAGCGUUUGUCAUUAGCAACAUUGGACAUAUCCGCCCCCAGAGGACCAUCCUGGCUUUUGUUUCUGGAAUCUUCUUCAUCCUUUCUGGCCUCUCGCUGGUGGUGGGCUUGGUUCUCUACAUCUCUAGCAUCAAUGAUGAAGUGAUGAACCGUCCCAGCGGCUCUGAGCAGUACUUCCAGUAUCGCUAUGGGUGGUCCUUCGCCUUUGCUGCUUCUUCCUUCUUGCUGAAAGAGGGUGCAGGCGUGAUGUCUGUCUACCUUUUCACCAAACGCUACGCGGAAGAGGAAAUGUACCGCCCACACCCAGCCUUCUACCGCCCACGCCUGAGCGACUGUUCUGACUACUCAGGCCAGUUCUUGCACCCCGAGGUGUGGCACCGUGGACGCAGCCCUUCUGACAUUUCCAGCGAUGUUUCCAUCCAGAUGACUCAGAACUACCCACCAGCCAUCAAGUACCCUGAACAUAUGCACAUAUCCACCUCGCCUUGCUAGACGAGCCAGAGAACAUGCUGGACCAAGAGGCCAGCCUUUGCUUGCAGACUAUACUCUCCGGUCCGUACCUGCCUAGGAGACUCCUUUACCAGUGGGGAUCAUCUUUCCCUCUCUGAAGGCUCCUUACCACCUGCUCUGCUAGAGACAUCUCCCUUUUCCCACUCCCUCUUUCUCUGUCUUUCUCUCUUCCGCUGGUGGGAAUUAUUCAAGCAACUUCUAAGAUUGGUGAUGCCCCUCCCUCCAGGCUCCUGCUUGGAAGCAGUCCUAAUUUCCUUGUCUCCACUGGGAAACCUUGCCACCAAAUGGGAAAUCCCAACUCAAGUAUUCAAUCACAUGUGCCCUGCUCAUCUUCCAGCCAGCAGGGGAAAUUCCCAAUUCAUUUACGCUGCCUCAGAAUACCUCUCCUUUCACUCAGGGGGUUGGAAACCCUAGAAGGAAGUGGCUCAUCUAGCAUGUUCCUCUCAACCUUCUCCCCAAAGAAGCUUUGACAGGAAGUAGGUUCAAAAAGCAUCUGCACCAUUCAGAUCUUAAAAGGAAGGAGCCCUGCAGCCAUUUUUUUUCAAACAUUCUUGACAAUGAGAUGUUUUCUUGCCAACAUCAUCUUCUGUCCAAACAAUGAAAGAAUAAUAACCUUGACAGAAGAUAAUGAGUUUAAUAUUGUCAUUGUUUUCUCACUGUAAAUGACAUCCUCUUACCACUCCCAAAAGAAGGCCAUAAUUCGUCAGGUGAAUUCACUUGAAAACAAUUAUCUAAAAACAGUUUCUUGGGCAAUGACAGGAAAUAUUAGGCUAUCAUCUUGAUCUAACAAAAAAUGCCCAGUAAAAUGAAGCAUCUUAGUCUCCAUUUUGUUUUUCAUCGUUCUAGUUUGUGUUAUAGCUCAUAGACUGUUUCUGUGUUCAUUUGUCUCAAGACACCUGCUCUGUCAGAAAGGGUUUCUUCAGUUUAUUCCUAUCAGUAUCUCAAUCUUUUAAUCAAAUUCUAGCAUGAAACUGUUCCCUUGACAUUUUUUCUGUGUCCAGAUGUCCCUGACAGGAAAUGAUUAGACCACCAUUUUUUAAAAAAAUCACAAAUGACCAAUUCUGACAUUUUCUGUAUGUUUUCUGUUAUCGCCUGAGAGUUUCCAAUAAAGCCCAAAAACACUAAGGGCUGCACCACCCUGGGGUGGCUAAAAUACGGCUGCUUCUUGCCAGGAAAUUAUCAUGUUUUUGUUCUGGUGAUAUAAGAAAAUGACCUAACAUCUGAAAUUGCUCCCAAAGCCUCACACCAUCUGCCUUUUACUGCCUCUACAUCCUGUCUCAACCACCUUCUUUGUUUUCUACAAGAUGUGGAGAGAAAUCCACUGUACUAUUUGAAGAGACAUUUUUAUUUGUGCCCCCGCAAGUGAAAGAGACAACUGAAACCUAUUUACAGAGGGGUGAGGAAAUAACUUAUGUCUUCCAGCCGUCAAUGCCUCAAAUAUUCCUGCCCCACCAUUAAGUUGUCCACCAGCCCGUGUCACGGCCGUCAUGUGGCACCAAUGGAAACUCUUAAGAGACUCAAAACUCUGUUUCAAGCAUGCUUCCUCUAGUGAUGAUGCCAUUUGGGGUCUUCAAGGCUAAGACUAAAACAGGGAGAAAGGAGGGGAGGAGAGACAGAGAAAGGAAAUGAUCCAGCUACAAAGCCUGUUACACUGAGGAGCAGAUUUUGACUCCCUCUUUCUUUUCUUUUCUUCCCCAGUCAUAUCUUUCUCACUCUUGGUGUUCCUAUGCCUUCCUUUGUUUCAAAACUUUUCAAAGACUUGCUCAUUCUGCUGCAGUUUCUUCUCAACUUUACCUCUCUUUUUUUCUUCCUUCCCUAUCCUCCCUCUCAUUAAAAAAAUCACUUGUUUUUCAUUUGUCUGUUUCCCCAUUGUUUGUAAUUUGCAACAUCAUCUUCUUGUGCUUUCGGCAUUAUUUUAUUGUUAGUCCACACUGCUGUAAGGAUUCAGUAUGUACAAUUUUCUGGUUUUCUUUCCCCCCUCCUUCUUCCUUUUCUCCCUCCCAACCCUGAUCUCACUGAAUUUCUUUUAACAGUUCUUUGUUUCAAAUGUAGACAUUUAUUUCUGUUUUUCUUUUCUGAGAAACCAUUUCCUUUGGAAUCCUUGCCUGCCCACCCCUCUCUACAUUACUCAACAACUCCUUUACAAUUCCAGUUUUUUAUAUAGAUAUUCUGUUGUUCACAUAAGGAUUCAAAACAGAAGGAUGAAGGAGAUUUUGAGAAAUAUGCAACCCCCCCAAAAAAAAUAUCAAUAGGGAAACUGGACAGAGAGAAUAUAGGGGGAAAAAAGAAGAGGAAUAAAAGGUAAACAGUUGUAAAUUAUACACAGUGGAUAUAUCAUGGGCACAGAAGGGGAUGCGAUAUUGAAAGGGGGCUGAGUGGAUAUGGCUUGUUUCCAGAAUACACUCACAUUAUUUUAGCCUCACAAGUUAUUAUUAAUAACAAUAAUCAAGAUGAAGAACAGCAACAGUAUCUCUUUUCCCACUUCUCAUUUCAGCCAGAGCAAAUGGCAGGACUUCGUUACCUAAUUGAUAUUCUCCCACCCACAUCCUCUUUUUUUUUUCCUGUACUAGCAAAUCAAAUAAAGGGGGGAUUUUCUCUCUCUCUUUUAUUCUAAGUAAUAAUUCAAGCCUGGCACUGCUGUUCGGGUGAGGACAUAUUCAAGGGUUAAACAGAAGUGGAUUGCAUUGUCCUUGCAACCUAUAUAGCCUCUUAAUGAAAGUGAUGAUGGGGAAAGAGCCCCAUGCCUUGGCCCCCCUAUUCUUUUUCUCAAUUUGAGGCUUGCUGGAUUGGUACUCAUUGCAUCAGAAUCCCCCCUGGUUUGCUGGAAACCGUCUAUCACUGUGUGGAAUAUCUUAUGCGGAGGCAGUAGAAAAUGAAGGGGGAGAGAAGGCAGGAAGGACUUUUGAAGGAUAAGGAGCAGAUGCCUGCAAUUGCUCUCAUGCCGGGGCUAUGAAAAGGGAUGAAAAGAAAAGAUACUGCUGAAUCAGCUUUCAACCAAAAAAAAAAGUUCUGAUUUUCUUUUUCCGCAUGUCUCUCCACUCUCUGCUGAGUCAGUGCCAGCUGCAGCUAAGUUCACCUUCAUGCAUUGCUUUGCAGAGUGGAACCCAGAAGCAGACCAGUUUUGUAUGUGUGUGUAUGUGUGAUUUUCCUUUAUCUUCAUCAAACACUCUUGCUGCAACAUUGCUGUUUGCCAUCACUCUACCACCACCACCACCACUACUGUCACGGUCACCAUCACCAUCUGUUUCCUCUUUAAAGCAAGAAAAGGUAAACAGAUUAUCACCUACUGUAAAAGAAUGCUCGUGUUUUUAAAGAGGAGUCCUUUCAGAGAGCUACAUACUGUACUUGCAUAAUGAAAAUCAUAGAUGAGGCAUCUUGAACUAGAAGUCCCCACAGAAAUUAUAAAACAGAAUUUUCUUCUAUAGAGUGCUGUGGGUCUUACUGAAGCACUAUGGCAUUCCUACAAAUGAAUCUUUC